UUCCCCAAUUGUUAUUUAUUUAUAACAAAAAAAAAAAAAAAUACAAUACAGUUGUUCUCACUCUCUAAUGGCUUCCACCCUCUACGGCCACCUUGCUACCCCUACUCUUCCCUCUCGCAAGCUAUCUUCCUUGUCAUGCCCAACCAUGUUCCAUUCGGCACUUUCCUUUUCCAUCGCCACUACUAAAGCCAAACAUGGUUCCGCACCUAAGGUGGUGUGCAAUGCUCAGAGUGCUCCGGCGGCACUCAAUUUAGCUCCGGGAACACCUGUGAGGCCGACUAGUAUACUAGUUGUGGGGGCCACCGGCACAUUGGGGAGGCAGGUAGUGAGGAGAGCAUUGGACGAGGGCUACGACGUCAGAUGUCUUGUAAGGCCUAGGCCUGCUCCUGCCGAUUUUCUUCGUGAUUGGGGCGCUACGGUUGUCAAUGCAGAUUUAAGCAAACCUGAAACAAUUCCAGCAACAUUGGUUGGAGUCCAUACAGUUAUUGAUUGUGCUACUGGACGCCCUGAGGAGCCUAUAAAAACUGUAGAUUGGGAAGGAAAAGUGGCUCUUAUACAAUGUGCAAAAGCCAUGGGCAUUCAAAAAUUUAUAUUUUUCUCUAUUCACAACUGCGACAAGCAUCCUGAAGUUCCUCUGAUGGAGAUCAAACACUGUACAGAGAAGUUUCUCCGCGAUUCAGGCCUGAACCACGUUGUAAUUCGGUUAUGUGGCUUCAUGCAGGGCCUUAUUGGUCAAUAUGCAGUGCCUAUAUUAGAAGAGAAAUCUGUAUGGGGAACCGAUGCUCCCACUCGAAUAGCAUACAUGGACACCCAAGAUAUUGCUCGGUUGACAUUCAUAGCUUUACGCAAUGAGAAUAUUAAUGGGAAGCUUCUCACUUUUGCUGGGCCUCGGGCAUGGACAACCCAAGAGGUGAUAACAUUGUGCGAGAGACUUGCUGGUCAAGAUGCCAAUGUGACUACAGUGCCUGUCUCAGUUUUGCGAUUUACACGUCAGCUGACUCGGUUGUUUGAGUGGACGAAUGAUGUUGCUGAUAGAUUGGCAUUUUCAGAGGUUUUGACAAGCGAUACUGUGUUCUCAGUUCCUAUGGCAGAGACAUAUAACCUUCUGGGUGUGGAUGCAAAAGACGUCAGUUCACUGGAGAAAUAUCUGCAGGAUUAUUUCACCAAUAUACUGAAGAAGUUGAAAGACCUUAAGGCUCAAUCGAAGCAAACUGAUAUUUUCUUUUGAAAAAAGUACUACUUUUCUUUUUUAUGUUGUUGUAUUUUGGAAUUUCCUAGUUAUAAUGUAAAGAAGAUAAAGAAAGAAUAUGACUAACUUUGAUUUAAAUGAAAGCUACUUUAAUUUUCUGAAA
Molecule: messenger RNA, 1352 nt
Organism: Solanum lycopersicum (tomato)
Lineage: Eukaryota; Viridiplantae; Streptophyta; Magnoliopsida; Solanales; Solanaceae
Product: protein HIGH CHLOROPHYLL FLUORESCENCE PHENOTYPE 244, chloroplastic
Source: RefSeq, a predicted model, not a curated record